Messenger RNA from Pistacia vera, 1132 nucleotides. RefSeq lists its product as uncharacterized. The transcript is spliced from 4 exons. The record is from RefSeq and is a predicted model, not a curated record. The coding region runs from base 236 to 1000 and encodes 254 amino acids. NCBI's taxonomy places the organism in Eukaryota, Viridiplantae, Streptophyta, Magnoliopsida, Sapindales, Anacardiaceae.
CUCUUUCUCUUCUUCAUAGGAUAAGGAAGGAGAAGAAGGGAAGAGAAAUAGGGAAAAACCAUAACAAAUAUCAGCUAUUAGAAUAAGGGAAGUGACCCACAAGGAAAGUAUAAGGAGAGGAUAAAAAAUCAAGCUCUUUUUAGGUUGCUUUCCUUUUUUUUUUUUUUUCUUUUUUUCUUUUACAUUACAUAUAUAUUGUGAAAACAAGGUUAAGGGAAGAAAGAAGAGAGAAGAGAUGGGGAAGAUUGAAGAGAGUAAUGGGGAUGUGAAAUCGAUUAACAAGUUUCCUUUAAGCAUUUGGGACGUGGCGUUGGCUUCAAUGGUAGUGAUGGGUUUCGUGGUGGGGCUGUUGCUGGUUUAUCUGACUAUGCCCGCAUCUGAUUACAGCUUCCUCAAGCUCCCUAGAAGCCUUGAGGACCUUCAAAUCCUCAGAGAUCACCUUGAGAACUACACAAGUGACUAUACUGUACAGGUCCUGGUGGGCUACUGUGUGGUCUACAUUUUCAUGCAAACUUUCAUGAUUCCGGGGACUGUUUUUAUGUCACUGCUCGCUGGAUCCCUUUUUGGUGUCAUCAAGGGUGUAGCUCUGGUUGUGUUCACUGCUACUGCCGGUGCUUCUUCUUGCUAUUUCUUGUCAAAAUUGAUUGGGCGACCUCUUGUCUUUACAUUAUGGCCUGACAAGCUGGUUUUCUUCCAAGAUCAGGUAGCUAGAAGAAGAGAGAGUUUGUUGAACUACAUGCUUUUCCUGAGACUGACCCCAACUUUGCCUAACACAUUUAUUAAUGUUGCUUCGCCAAUAGUUGAUGUGCCAUAUCAUAUAUUUUUCCUGGCUACUGUUAUUGGACUCAUUCCCGCUGCUUAUGUAACUGUCAAGGCUGGAAUUGCUCUUGGAGAGUUGCAGUCUCUGGGGGAUCUUUAUGAUUUCAAAUCCAUGGCAACGCUUUUCUUUAUCGGCGUUGUCUCCAUUACCCCAACACUAGUAAGCAAGAGCAAAUCAUAGUAUUCUGCUAGCUGGGCAUGCUUGGUGUACAUGGAUGGGCCUUUCUCUCCACAGCAAAUUGUGUUUCACUUUGUUUCUGUACAGAUUUAGCUUCAAAUAAAUCAAGUUGCAGCCGCCGUCUUCCGCUUGUAG